AUGAUACCUUGGCUACUACUGUACCUAUUCGGUGCAGUCUCUUCAGAAGAUCUCCACAAAUUAUUAUCUACUCUCCCACAAUACAGUGACUCCAGAAUACCUCCAAUUCUCAGACCUCUAUCCUAUGAUCUACAGUUGCAAUUGCCAUUGUCUGAAGUAUCUGAUCCGGAUGUCCCUUUAUUCACUGGAAGAUGUGUGAUGCAGUAUGAAAUUAAUCAACAAAUCGGACCAGAAUCCGCGUUUAUUAGUGAUUCAACAAGUAACAGAGCAAAGAUAAAGUUUGAUAUCAUUAUGUUGGAUCAUUUCGAGAAUGUCUCAUUGGUCUACAAUGGAAAUGAAUUAGAGAUUUUCAAUGUGCAAUUAACAGAUGAUUCAAUGGAGUUAUCAGUAGAUCAACCAGUUUUAUUUCCUGGAAGAUACACUUUGACAAUUCAUCGAUAUAAAGGAUUAAUUGGAAGUGCUAUUUAUUACAGAGACGCCGGAGAGCACGCUGUAUUCGGCUCUCACUUGUUUCCAAACAGAGCACCUGCUGUAUUCCCAACGUACUUGGGAUCCACUGAAAAAGUGACAUUUUCAAUUACGAUGGUCCAUCCAAUUGGGACAAUUGCAUUGACCUCUGGAGCCAGUGAGAGUUAUCCGAGGAAAAUGGAUGAUAAUUGGCAGAUGACAACUUUCUCCACAACGCCUUCAAUCACUCCUUCAAUGCUCUGUUUUCUUCUUUUACCUCAUGAAUAUACUCAUAUUGAAUCUUCUUAUACUGGAAUUAAUAUCAGUGUUCAUUACAACAAAUUCCGGGUUCAAAAAGAGCAAGCCAGGCAUUUAUUGCAUACGGCAACUCAAGUAUUGGCACUGUUGAAGUGA
This is a messenger RNA of Caenorhabditis remanei, 861 nucleotides long. RefSeq lists its product as uncharacterized. Gene Ontology annotation, cellular component: cytoplasm. The transcript is spliced from 6 exons. Gene Ontology annotation, biological process: peptide catabolic process; proteolysis. The coding region runs from base 1 to 861 and encodes 286 amino acids. Gene Ontology annotation, molecular function: zinc ion binding; metalloaminopeptidase activity; peptide binding. Lineage: Eukaryota; Metazoa; Nematoda; Chromadorea; Rhabditida; Rhabditidae. The record is from RefSeq and is a predicted model, not a curated record.